This is a messenger RNA of Drosophila miranda, 2321 nucleotides long. It is a transcript of the gene Gyg, whose product is annotated as glycogenin-1. Gene Ontology annotation, molecular function: glycosyltransferase activity. Gene Ontology annotation, cellular component: cytoplasm. Bases 85 to 1089 code for a protein of 334 amino acids. NCBI's taxonomy places the organism in Eukaryota, Metazoa, Arthropoda, Insecta, Diptera, Drosophilidae. The transcript is spliced from 5 exons. The record is from RefSeq and is a predicted model, not a curated record.
ACCCACCCCGUACAGAAGAAUAAAGGACUCGCCGCCGCGUGUGCUUUAAUUUAACGAAUUUAAACAAAAAGAAAACCUAACAAAAUGAGCCAGUUCGCUUGGGUGACGCUGACGACAAAUGACACGUACUCCCUGGGUGCCCUGGUGCUGGCCCACUCCCUGAAGCGGGCCGGGACCGCCCACCAGCUGGCCGUGCUGGUGACGCCCACCGUGUCGGAGGCGAUGCGCGACAGACUUAAGGACGUGUACAAUGUUGUACAAGAGGUGAAUGUGCUGGACUCACAGGAUGCGGCGAACUUGGCCCUGCUCUCCCGCCCGGAACUGGGCGUGACGUUCACAAAGCUGCACUGCUGGCGUCUGGUGCAGUUCGAGAAGUGCGUCUUCCUCGAUGCAGAUACCUUGGUCCUGCAAAAUGUCGAUGAGCUCUUCGAGCGCGAGGAACUCUCGGCUGCUCCGGAUGUCAGCUGGCCCGAUUGCUUCAACUCCGGCGUGUUCGUGUUCAGACCCAGCCUGGAUACCUUCGGCAAGAUCACAGAGUUCGCCAUAAAGAACGGCAGCUUCGACGGCGGUGACCAGGGCCUGCUGAAUCAGUUCUUCGCGGACUGGGCGACGGCGGACAUCAAGAAGCAUUUGCCAUUCGUAUACAAUGUGACGGCCUAUGCCUCCUACUGCUAUCUGCCCGCCUUCAAGCAGUUCAGAGAUAAGAUUAAGAUUUUGCAUUUCGCCGGCAAGCUCAAGCCCUGGCUGAUCCAGUUCAACUCUGAGACGAAGACGGCCGCCGUGUCCUCGGACUAUGCCCACGCCCAGGACCUGAUUCAGCUCUGGUGGAACAUCUUCUGUGAUACUGUGAUCCAGUCCCUGUCCAGCGAAAUGGCUGGUCUGGCUGGAGCCCUGUCGCAGCUGCAGAUCGGUGUGCAGCGGUCGCCCGAACAGGAGGCCUACGAGAGUCUGAUGCGGCGCCAGUGCUGGGAGUCGGGACAGAUCGACUACUCGGGCGCCGACUCGUUCGACAACAUCUGGAAGAAGAUCUCGCAGACGCUGGACAAGAAGCCCGAGCCGGAGACCGACCAAACCGGUAGUUCAUCAUAGACACAACACAAUAAAAUAGAAUCGAACCUACACGUAGAACAGAACAGAACAAAACACAGCAGAAGAAACGCAUAAACCGUUCGUUUUUCGUCGUUUUGUUGCCACUUUUUUGUUACGCACACAAUCAAACACACACAGAGAUACCCCCUCACCACACACACACACACACACACACACACUUAAAGAGAGGCAGCGACAGCGGCAGAGUGCUGUCAAUUUCAAGGACCAAAACUCUAAUUGAAAUUUAAGGUUUCAUGAGCAUGCUGAAGCGCCCUUCUGUGCCAAAAAUGUUGUCGAGCGAAUACUUCCGAGUGUCAUAAAUGCAAUUUUUAUUUGCUCCCCACCAACACACGCACACACACACACACACACACCCACAACCACAACCACUCACACUCAAACACGCUCCUCGUGGCAGCAGGCAGGCCAUCUUGUUAGGGAAAGUGAGGCGGAAAAAAUGAAAAAUACGCACAGAAAUUUUAAUUAAGUUUUCAAAUUAAACUUUUUUCACUCACUCGUGUGGCUGCUGCUCUCGACAGCAGCCAUGUGGCACUUGGCACAGUUGCCACCUCUCUGCAUCAGCUCCCACACAUACACAUAAACACGCCCACAAAACUUGGCCCCGCCACAAACUUUUACACUUCAUUGUAUUUUAAUUGAAAAUGUUGUACUUUUGCCAGUACUCGUACUCGCACUCGUACACGUACUCGUACUCGUACUCGUACGUGUGUUUACCGAUUUAUGGCGAUGACUGUUCAUCUGCAUCCACAAAUUCAUUGGAGCAUAAAUACUCUCUCCAGCAGCCCUCUCCCACUCCACGUGUUCCCUAUCCCCCUAAACAUAUGUAGAUAGAUAUGUUUUCAAUAUGAAUAAAAAUCAAGCAAAAGUGUGUAUAAAUAAAUCUAGAAUAAAAUAAAUCUCCAAAACUGAACUCUUGUGGCAGUUGUGUCUCUGUCUGUAUCUGUAUCUGUAUCUGUAUCUUUGUGUGUGUGCCUUGCCCCGUCAACCCCUUCCAUUGCCACAUCUUCAGAUGUUUGUUUCGAGUGUUUUUUUUUUGCAGUGGAAUGCUAAUAUAUUUUCUAUCUACAUAUAUAUAUAUAUACUCGUACCAUUUAUGUUAUAAUUUACUUUGGAAUAUUGUCUUAAUAUUUAUUCAAGAACCACAAAGAAACCCCAACCACAAAAACUACAACACAAACACCUUGUGACAUUUGUGAAAUUCUGUUUUUAAA